Molecule: messenger RNA, 957 nt
Organism: Brassica oleracea var. oleracea
Lineage: Eukaryota; Viridiplantae; Streptophyta; Magnoliopsida; Brassicales; Brassicaceae
Product: glutathione S-transferase T3-like
Exons: 3
Coding region: 1-957 (318 amino acids)
Source: RefSeq, a predicted model, not a curated record
AUGGAUUUCAAUCCAUUCCAAGACUCUGCAAAAUUUGUUGAACUACUAAGUAGUCAACAAAAGGUAGUCUUUGGGAGUCAAGGCAGUGCUUCUCGGUCAUCAUCGCAAGUUCCUUUCUUCAUUCAAGGUACAGAGGAAGGUCGCGAUCUUCCAGCAGAGCGUAAGGAGCGAAGAGCGUGGACUCCAACAGAUGAUAUAGUGCUUAUUAGCUCGUGGUUGAACACGAGCAAGGAUCCAGUUGUUGGGAAUGAGCAGAAGUCAGUCGCUUUCUGGACAAGAGUUGCAACAUACUUUUCAGCUUCUCCUAAGCUUGCUGGCAGUGAAAAAAGAGAGGGUCCUCAAUGCAAGCAACGCUGGCACAAGCUGAAUGAAGCAGUUUGCAAGUUUUGUGGGGCGUAUGAAGCAGCAACAAGAGAGAAAAACAGUGGUAUGAACGAGAAUGACGUUGUAAAAUUAGCUCAAGAAAUCUUUUUUAACAACUAUAAAAAGAAGUUCACUCUAGAACACGCGUGGAAGGAGCUCCGCCAUGACCAGAAGUGGUGUGAGGUCGCUGCAGCUAAAAAUGAAAGCACCUCCAAAAGAAGGAAGUUCGAGGAUGGAAGUCAUUCAGCCAGCUCUCAAGUCCCUGAAAACCCUGCUGCUGUGGAUGGAACAUCUCGUCCCCCGGGUGUUAAGGCUUCAAAAGCUCGUGGGAAGAACCCACAGGCUGAGGAGAAACGGCUGUCUGACUUCCAGAGUAUGUGGAGCAUCAAGCAGAAUGACUUGGCAAUGAAGGAAAGACUCUCCAAGAUGAGGAUACUUGAGAAUCUUCUUGCAAAAGACCCACCACUAGCUGAUUAUGAAGAAGUGAUUAUGAAGAAGCUGAUAAAUGAGUUGAUGAGUACUACUUGUCAUGUCAAGGUCAAGAAGAUCGAACUUGAACUUGUGAAGGAGUACUUCUUUGUCUCUGCGUUUUAA